AUGAUUAAAGCCACAAAUCCUAGCUCAUAUGCUCUGAUCACAUGGACUGACAAUGGGGUUAAUGGUACCAAAUUCAAGGCAUGUUUCUUCUCUUUUGCAGCUCAGGUGAAAGGGUUCUUGAGUGGUUGCAGACCCAUUAUAGGGAUAGAUGGUUCACAUCUAAGUGGGUAUUACAAAGGAAUUAUGCUCACUGCAGUAGGCAUUGAUGGUAACAAUGAAAUUUUUGUAAUAGCUUAUGGAUUGGUGGAUACAGAGAGCAUAGACAACUGGUCUUAUUUCUUCAGAAACCUAAGACACUUAUUUGCCCAGAAUGGUUGCCAGAAGGAAGAUUGGACUUUUAUAAGUGACAAUGAAAAAGAACCAGCCCUUUUUGAAGUGUUCCCAAGGGCAACAAGGAGAGUCUGCUGUCAGCAUCUGUACUCAAAUUGCAAGACUGGUGGAUGGAGUAGGACAGAGUUCCAUAAGCUAUUUUGGAUUGCAGCCAAUGCCUAUAAUGAGUAUGUGUAUGACAAAGCAAUGUCAAAGAUAAAGAAGUAUGAUGCAGCAGCAUUUGAGUACCUGACAAAUAUUGAAGAGCAGUGGACUAGGCACAAGUUUGACAGAGUUGUUUGUUGUGAUCAUAACACAACAAACUUUGUUGAGUCAUUCAACUCAGUUACAAAGGACAACAGAGACAUGCAUGUGUUCACUUUACUGGAAGCUGUCAGGAAUUGGUGCAUGAAAAGAAUGGGUUCCAGGUUUGACAAAGCAAUUGACAUGGACCCUAAUGAGCUGACAGAACAUGCUAAAGAGGGAUCAGGGAUACCAUGCAGGCAUGGUCUUAGGGUCAUCUACAGCCAGAGACUACAGCCAACAGAUUUUGUGUCACCAUACUACAAGGGGGCUGCGUAUAAGAUGACUUAUGGAGACCAUAUCCACCCUAUGGCUGAUCCUACUCAUUGGCCUGCAUUUGAUGUACCUGAAAUUUUACCACCAACUGUCAAAAGAACUGCAGGCAGACCAGCUAAGCAGAGAAGAAGAGCCCCUCAUGAAGCAAGGAAAGGAAAGAGGCACAAGAACAACAAAUGCAGUGUUUGCAAGGAAUUGGGACACAAUGCCUUAACCUGUAAGGCAAGGAAGGAAGCAGCAAAAAAGGCACAAGAUGCAGCAACCUCUUCACAGCAAGCCAAAGGAAGGGGGAGGAAGAGAAAGGCUGACAGUCAGCAACCUUGA
Messenger RNA from Chenopodium quinoa (quinoa), 1212 nucleotides. RefSeq lists its product as uncharacterized. The record is from RefSeq and is a predicted model, not a curated record. The coding region runs from base 1 to 1212 and encodes 403 amino acids. Gene Ontology annotation, molecular function: nucleic acid binding; zinc ion binding. NCBI's taxonomy places the organism in Eukaryota, Viridiplantae, Streptophyta, Magnoliopsida, Caryophyllales, Amaranthaceae. The transcript is spliced from 3 exons.